GGUGACGCCCCCCCGUUGCCAUGACGACGCCCUUCAAACCCCCCCCGUUCUUGUCUCUUCCAGGUGCCCCCGGCCCGGAGCCGCCAUGGGCCGCCGCCCGGCGCGAUGCUACAGAUACUGCAAGAACAAGCCGUACCCCAAGUCCCGCUUCUGCCGGGGGGUCCCUGAUCCCAAAAUCCGCAUUUUCGACUUGGGCCGGAAGAAGGCGAAGGUGGACGAGUUCCCGCUGUGCGGACACAUGGUGUCGGACGAGUACGAGCAGCUCAGCUCCGAGGCGCUGGAAGCCGCCCGCAUCUGCGCCAACAAGUACAUGGUGAAGAGCUGCGGCAAGGACGGCUUCCACAUCCGCGUGCGCCUCCACCCCUUCCACGUCAUCCGCAUCAACAAGAUGCUCUCGUGCGCCGGUGCUGACAGGCUGCAGACGGGGAUGCGGGGAGCCUUCGGGAAGCCCCAGGGCACCGUGGCCCGCGUCCACAUCGGCCAGGUCAUCAUGUCCAUCCGCACCAAGGCCCAGAACAAGGAGCACGUGGUGGAGGCCCUGCGGCGCGCCAAGUUCAAGUUCCCGGGGCGCCAGAAGAUCCACAUCUCCAAGAAGUGGGGGUUCACCAAGUUCAACGCGGACGCCUUCGAGGACAUGGUGGCCCAGCGGCGCCUCAUCCCCGACGGCUGCGGGGUGAAGUACGUCCCCAGCCGCGGCCCCCUCGACCGCUGGCGGGCCCUGCACGCCGCCUGAACCCCCCCCCAAAAAAAAUAAAACCACAAUUGGGGCCCCCCCCCAAAAACACCACCCCGGGGUCCCUCCUGACAGCCUGGGAAAAAACCCCCCCACACCAAGUCUUGGGUGCCCCUGAGUGGGGAGACCGCCCCCCCCCCCCCAGGGGAAUCCCCACAGCCUUGUGGAUGACCCCCCCCCCCAGGGCUUUUUGUGGGGGAGGGGAGCUGCCUUUGAGGGGGGCCCCCCCAAAUUGGGAGGAAUAAAGGUCUUUGGCCUCGCCCCCA
Molecule: messenger RNA, 999 nt
Organism: Rhea pennata
Lineage: Eukaryota; Metazoa; Chordata; Aves; Rheiformes; Rheidae
Product: large ribosomal subunit protein uL16
Exons: 6
Coding region: 86-733 (215 amino acids)
Biological process (GO): translation; ribosomal large subunit assembly
Cellular component (GO): ribosome; cytosolic large ribosomal subunit
Molecular function (GO): structural constituent of ribosome
Source: RefSeq, a predicted model, not a curated record